Pseudocercospora fijiensis CIRAD86 is the source of this 1940-nucleotide messenger RNA. RefSeq lists its product as uncharacterized. Bases 1 to 1917 code for a protein of 638 amino acids. Gene Ontology annotation, molecular function: protein binding. The record is from RefSeq and is a predicted model, not a curated record. The transcript has a single exon. NCBI's taxonomy places the organism in Eukaryota, Fungi, Ascomycota, Dothideomycetes, Mycosphaerellales, Mycosphaerellaceae.
AUGACCGCCGUCAAAGUCGCCAUUGACCCGCUCUGGCAAUGUCUAUGUCCUUCAUGGACGCCAGCAUCACUUGUUUCCGCUGCGCGGUUCCUGCAACGGACGCAGCGCCCGAUUCGACAGCGGCAAUUUUUGCGAUUCUCCACGUCUACAAGGCAAUCCGAAGCCAUCGCUGAAGUACGAUACGAUGCCUCAGCUCAAUACCUUGGCAAACAUAUCUUUGAUCAUCUAGGAACACACAAACGGGCUCGCGGUUUUAGGAAAAGAUAUAGGCCGGUGCCUCCAGAACUGGAGCAAGACGAAACCGAUUUUAUAUACGGCCGACUUCGAGCUGCAGCUGCACAGGGGCAUGCGAAGCAAUGCCGAUACAUCGCUGAAUACCUGGUGAAAGAGCGCGGUGAGAAGCCGAAUGUGCAAAUCUACAAUGCGCUGAUUGCGGCAAAUGUCCAUCACGAGGAUGGCGCUGCGUGGCGCGUAUCAGAGCUAUUGGAGGAGAUGAGAGCUGAUGGUUUGCAGCCGGAUGUGGGUACUUGUCAUGCUGUACUGAAGGUCUUGAGUAUACAUCUGGACCAUCUUUUGAGGUCAGAUAUUCUGGAAUAUAUGGGAAAGAAGUGGUAUCAGCUCAGCGAAGAUGGCGCACACGACGUGGUUGCUGGGCUAUUCAGAGAAGCACUGUUUGAGCAAGGCCUCCUCAGACUGGACAAGAUGAGACAGGAUGAGCUGCACGUGGAACCGUGGCUGUACGAUAUGGCUGUCUUCAUGCUGUGCGAAGCAGGUGAGGUAGAGGAGGCAUACCGAAUAAUGCGCAUGCGCUACGACACCGGAGAGCGCAAUUUGAGGAGGAACGUAUGGAGUUUCUUGCUUGAUAAAGCCAGCGAAUAUCGACAUCACGAUGCGACAUCAUUUGUCUGGACGAGCCAGGUCAAUACGGAAUACCUCAACCCCUCUUCUGGAGUUUGUUUGAACGUAUUGGCAACCGCAGCCCAAGUGGGAGACGCUGCGAUGGGGACGGAAGUGUUCGCGCACCUCAGCAAGAGAGGGACCGCAUACAAGCCGAUUCAUUUCGAGCUUCUCAUACAAGCAUACCUUUCUGCGAAACCUCCCGAUACCAACCGAGCUAUGAGCAUUCUCACAAUCAUGCCCAUGGAGAAGCUGGAGCCGACCGUUGCACAGACACGAGCUUUGUUCCUGUAUCUGCGAGACAAGCCCGAUCUAGUAAAAGACGCACUACUAACAUUGCGAGAGCUGCACCAGCAAGGUCGCAAGAUCUCAAUAGCAAUUCUGAACCUCCUCAUCGAAUGCUAUGUUGAGCAGAAGAAUCUUGAUGAAGCCAUGAAAGUCUACAAGCUCAUACACACUUUCGCGCCGAUGGCCCAAGGGGCCCAAAAGUCUUUUGCCAACGUCGAGACUUUCAAUCUACUCCUGAAGGGCUGUCGAGUCUCCACUCCAGCAGAUGCCCAACGCGCGUCAUUCCUGGUUUCAGAGCUCCUCGCACUUCGAGUCAUUCCUACCUCGAUCACCUAUGAUCGCCUGAUCCUUGUCUUUAUGGAAGCAGGCAGGACGGCUCUACGGAAGGCAAAAGAAUCCUCGGAUCCUACCUACACCAAACAGCAGUACGAUAUAGGCCAUCAAAUGCUGGAAUGGGCUUUCCGACACUUCACGGAUAUGCAGCCCCUGGGAUGGAUGCCGAGAUUCGGGACUUUAGAGGAUCUUGCCGUUGCCUUAGCGAACGCCGGUGACGAUCGAUGCUGGGAUGUCCUUCAAGUCGCGGAAGACGAAAGAAAUAAAGUCGAAGGCUUUGAGCAGAGGGCUAAAUGGGCGAGGAGGAACGUUGAACAGGCUUGGGAGAAGUAUUUGAAUGAGAAGGAAGAAGCGAAGCAAGAACAGCUCGAGGGCCUCGCUCAGAGCUCGUCUGAAUGAAUAUCUCUCACAGCUUACUUGUG